AUGUCUGGCGAAAAGAUCGAAAUUGAUCAAGAAGCUCGUAAAGCAUUAAAUUUUAUUGAAACAGGUAAUACACAAAAACAAAAAAAUAAAACAAAUUUGUACAUAACAUUAUUUGAUAUAGUGAUUCGAUUUCAUACACAUAUAUUUAUGUGGUGUUUACAACCAAUGAAAAGUUCCCUUGUUCGAUUAUUUCCAUAUCUAUGCGAAUUAGAAAGUAUUGUUCCAAGUGAAAAUUUAACAAUCAGUCGAAUGCAUGUUGCUAUGACUUAUUUACAUACACCAUUUCUUGAAUCAUUAAUUGAACAAUUAGAACAAGUUUGUACAAGUUCAAAAUGGCAUGCACGUCGAGUAGCUAUGGAAUUUGUACAAUAUAUGGUGUUUUGUAAUCUAUUCAAUGCUCGACCAUAUAAAAAACAAUUACAUGAACUUGUUUUUAAAUGUUUAUUUGAUGAACAAUUAGAAGUUCGUUCAGUUGCAUCUAUUACAUUAUCAGGAUUUUAUCAAUGUGGAUAUAUACAAGUUAAUGAAGAAGAUUUUAAACACUUCAGUCAAAUGAGUAAAAUAAAUUAUUUUAUUAAAAAAGGUGGAAAAAAAAUUAUAACAACUGAAAAAAUUAUUAAACGACAUGGAGGUGUUCUCGGUCUUUGUGCAAUUGUUCUUUCAAGUCCAUAUGAUAUCUCAAAUUAUAUACCAGCUGCAUUAAUGCUUCUAUGUGAACAUUCACAUGAUCCCGAUCUUAUUCAAAAAUCAGUGAAAAAAACUUUAUCAGAAUUUCGUCGUACUCAUCAUGAUUCAUGGCAUCAGCAUAGAGAAAAAUUUACCGACGAUCAACUUAUUACCUUUGAUGAUGUAUUAAUAUCACCAAAUUACUAUAUUUAA
Rotaria sp. Silwood1 is the source of this 879-nucleotide messenger RNA. NCBI's taxonomy places the organism in Eukaryota, Metazoa, Rotifera, Eurotatoria, Philodinida, Philodinidae. The record is from the annotation of a GenBank genome assembly.